AUGGCCAGGUGGACAGCCAACCCUCAGGGCUUUGCCUGGAUCGUGUUUGAUGAGGUGAAGGAGGGGACGGUCCUCUCGCCUGCUGAGGCCUGGAGGGCUAUGGAUGAUGCUUUCUGGGCAGCCUACAAUGCAGUGGGCCUCGGCAAUGAUGACGGGUACUGGGAGCUGCGGGAUGGAAUCAUUCUUUUCAUGUGGACCUUUGGGUUUGCGAGCGGGGCACGUGCUAACUUUGCAGCCCGCCAGAACGAGGUUAACUGCGGAAAGGCGUACCUAAACCCCGAAUUCGACCCGGAUGAUCGUCCGGAAGAUGACUUGCUGUUUGACUUUGGAAAGCUCUCAACCAAGGCAACGUUGGAAUCUGACUGGGAAUGCCUGAUCGGCAGGCAUCUCUUUUCCGAGAAGAGCGUCAACUUCGCCGCGUUCCGGGCAGCGGUAAUCCAGGAGAACAGGCACGCGGUCACGGCCAGGACUGUACUGCAGACGCAGCUGACGGGGCGGAGAGUCAGCAGGAGGCACACAACCAGCAAGAUGCUCGCCAACAGCCGCAAGAAGGCGCUCGCCUGGCAGGGCCUGGAGAUGGACCUGCAUUUAUCUCAAACACUGUGCAAGGAGGUCCAGCCGCCGUUGAUGCUCAUGCCCGACGAGGUUGGUCCGCCGCGGCCGACAAGCGAGCCACUGCCCUGGAGACCGGACGAGUUCGUGCGGGCAAUCUCCUUCUCGGACAACAUGGAAGAGAGGAAUGACGUGUGGCCGGGCAACCGGAGCGCGCGGGCGUGGCCGCGCCUGGAGGAGGACUACAAUCCGCAUGGCGAAGAAGACGUAAUCCGGAACGACUUCGCCAGCUCAGGCGACAGCUCAGGCGACAGCUCAGGCGACAGCUCAGACGCGGAGCCUGGCCAGGUGAUGUACGGCCAACCGAACUCGGACGGCGACUCGGAGGGCGACUCGGACGGCUCAUGGGACUCGGUGGCAGAAGAUAACAGCAACUUUGAGGACGAGUGA
Klebsormidium nitens is the source of this 1002-nucleotide messenger RNA. Lineage: Eukaryota; Viridiplantae; Streptophyta; Klebsormidiophyceae; Klebsormidiales; Klebsormidiaceae. The record is from the annotation of a GenBank genome assembly.